AUGUCCACCGCCAAGCGCCUCGUGCUGAGCUGGCGCGGCAGGAAACAAUCGCACGACAGCUCGUCGGGAAAGCUCGUGGGACAUCGGGUGGGACCGGCAGAGGACUGCCACGAGCUGGACGAGAUCGCGGUGGUAUCGAACGCUGAGCACGGCCAUCUUAAAUAUGGCAGCGGGACGACGUUGUCGACGAUCAACGGACCGAGGCUUGUACCAGGAAUCAUCACAUCAGGCGGAUGCAUGGUGGGGGAACGACUGAGCAGCAGCGGUACCCACCUCAAUCUGACGUCACCAGUGCAGAGUGCCGCUCCCACUGCCCCUUCACGAAGGACCAGCACCGACAGCAUACACAGGGUACUCAAGAGCGUGUCCAGGCAAAGCCUACUAGACUUGGUGGGCUGCAAACUAGGUAUGUCAAAGCAGCCCCGCCACCUUCACCAUCAUCACCACCAAUCGCACCAGUCGUACCAACCCCCUGAAGUAGGGUACUACUCCACAUCACGAGAUAGCAUAGCCUACAUCAACCGGGCGGCCAACGUGAGUAGCGCCGCCAGCGAAUUGGACCUGUCGAGAAAAGCGCGUAGGAAAGACCUGCGCAACAGACUCAAACUUCCAACGAGCGUGCAGAUAGCCAGCUCCGGAGAGGCGCCGCUCUUGGGUGCGUGGAGAACGGCUCCGGGAUCGACGGCGGGCACUAAUCCCCCCUCCUCCAACCAUCUCAACAGCAACAGCAGCUGCAACGGUACCGAAAGUCGAUACGGUUUCAGACGAGCCGACCCUUACAGCUCGAGACUACGAGUAGGCUCCCAAAAUUGGUCUUUUGUGUUCGACCCGGCGGGACGGCUUUGCUACUACUGGUCCAUGGUGGUUUCUCUAGCGUUCCUCUACAACUUCUGGGUCAUCAUCUAUAGGUUCGCAUUCCGAGAGAUCGACGACAUCAUGUUCCAUUUCCGCACCGGGUAUCUGGAAGACGGAGUUCUGCAAACGGACUCCACCAAGUUGAGGCACCACUACAUGAACUCCACUACCUUCUACAUAGACUGCCUAUGCCUGCUGCCGUUAGAUUUUCUGUAUCUUUCGAUCGGGUUCAAUUCCAUACUCAGAUCCUUUCGUCUGGUGAAAAUCUACCGCUUCUGGGCGUUCAUGGACCGUACCGAGCGCCACACGAACUACCCGAACCUCUUCCGCUCCAGCAGCCUCAUCCACUACCUGCUCGUCAUCUUCCAUUGGAACGGCUGCCUCUUCCACAUCAUCCUCAAGAACGACGGCUUCGGCAGCAAGAACUGGGUGUACAGUGAUUCGGAAAGUACAGAUUACGUGAAAGCAUACUUGCAAAGUUACUAUUGGUGCACGCUCGCGCUGACGACGAUCGGCGAUUUGCCGAGGCCGCGAAACAAGGGCGAGUACAUGUUCGUAAUAUUUCAGUUACUGUUCGGGUUGCUACUGUUCGCGACCGUGCUCGGCCACGUGGCGAAUAUCGUUACUUCGCUGACACCUCACGACCUCAUCGAUUAUCAAAUCUCUAAACUCUCACAUGCCCUCAUCCCUUCAUCACACGUGGCCAAAGGCAAGGCAAAGGGUAGAAAGAAAGGGUCGGGGGAGGGUCACGUGAUGCCGCAUGACGCCCCCCCAUCAUGCGGCACCGUAACAGACCGUCAGCGGGGCGGAAAAUGGGAGGCAGGCAGGCAGGGAGGGUGGGAGGAUGAGGAAGGAUCCCCCUUAUCCCGAAAUAGCUGCAUCCCUCCCUCCCCGCGCGGAUCGAUGGCCCCCGCGUCGAGCUAA
Messenger RNA from Phaedon cochleariae (mustard beetle), 1779 nucleotides. Lineage: Eukaryota; Metazoa; Arthropoda; Insecta; Coleoptera; Chrysomelidae. The record is from the annotation of a GenBank genome assembly.